AUGUGCAGCAGCGCGCGGAUGAGCAGGGAUGGCGUCGCCGGUCUCCCGAUAGCGCAGCUGGCGCUGGCGCCUCUCUGGCCGAGGGGGCUUGGCGGCGGCAGUCGCGGGCGCCCCCGUCCUCCAGCUCCUCGCGGGAAGCCCGGGCACUCUGGACCGAUGCGGCUUACCUCGACGAGCUCCCGGCCGCUUUGGGUGCGAGCUCCCGUCAGUUUCGUCCUCCUCCUCCUCCUCGUCCUCGUCCUUCUUCUUUUGCCUUUUGUCCUCAUCGUCCCGUCAGUUUUGCCUUUUGCUUUCUGUCCUCUCCUCACCGUCCUCUUUGCUUCUUUUGCCUUUUGUCCUCUCCUCAUCGUCCUCUCCUCAUCGUCCCGUCAGCUUUGUCCUCUCCUCAUCGUCUUCGUCAGCGCCGCCCAGCUUCUUUUGCUGUUCGCCCCCGCUCUUGCGUCCACAUCCAGAUAA
This is a messenger RNA of Prorocentrum cordatum, 456 nucleotides long. Lineage: Eukaryota; Dinophyceae; Prorocentrales; Prorocentraceae. The record is from the annotation of a GenBank genome assembly.